Molecule: messenger RNA, 1176 nt
Organism: Hemiscyllium ocellatum (epaulette shark)
Lineage: Eukaryota; Metazoa; Chordata; Chondrichthyes; Orectolobiformes; Hemiscylliidae
Product: protein rapunzel-like
Exons: 1
Coding region: 1-1176 (391 amino acids)
Source: RefSeq, a predicted model, not a curated record
AUGGCCACUGACAAAGAACUUGAACAAGCUGCUGCUGAGCUCAAGGCAAACAUGAACGAUGCAAGGAUUGCAAUGGAAAUCUUUCACAACAGAUCCAGGUUUGCGUCAGUUUCCGGUGUCUUAAAACCCAUCUUCCAGGUGGCUGGUGCCAUUCUGAAACUGGUUUUAGGGAAACGUGAGAGUGAGGAGCUGACAUAUAUGAAGGAGCAGUUCCAGACAGUCAGGAACCAGCUGGAUGUCAUUUCCGAACAGAUUAAACAAGUGCUUUGGGAGAUAGAGAAAAGUACAAUUAACAAUCAGUACUUCCCCAUUGAGGAGAAUCUGAAAAACCAAUUCAGGAAGUACAUGGACAUCCUGAACGCAGCACCGGAAUUCCGGGAGAAUGAGAAACGAGAAUUCCUCACACACUUCGAUGUGACUAAAGGUGACCAGAACCUUCACACUCUCUAUGAUGCUGUGAUGGGGUAUUCUGCCAUCUUUGGCAAACCCAUUCUGGAAACUGCCAUGCGAUAUGACCAGAGGAACCGGCGUCUGAUGGAGGGGCUCUGCUGCCGCCUCAAGGAGCUCUUCUGCAUUGGCCUGAUUGCCCUGGUGGGUCACUCCACUAUCACUGGGACUGAUGUAGAGGCAUUAAAGAGAGAGUGGAAUGAGAAAAUGGGCAAAGUAGAGAAUAAAAUGAAAUCCAUGGUAGAUAAGUGCAUCAAUGAGUUUGCUGAGCAGGCAGAAAUAGAUGUUGAGGCUCUUAUAAAGAACAAAGGUGAGAGAGAUAACAAGGGAUGUGCAACAUAUAUAAUUGAGGCCUUAACAGAGAAAUAUGACUGGGUUAAAUGGUCUGUACGGGUCUAUGACCCUGUCAGUGGCUUCGACAAUCACUGUGUCAUUGGCCCCAAUCGGUUUCACUUUUUCAGACUCAACGGGGUUAAUGCCGUUGUCUCCUAUGCAAUUGAUCCAAAGGUUUCACUUAAUGAGGUGGAAAUCAGGCACUUAAUGGAGGGGAAAGAUGGCUGGACCAAUGCAAGAGAGGUUGCUGAAUAUGUGUACGAUAAUCUUCCCUCUGGGCACGUUGUACACACAGUGAGACGCUACAAGGACUUGUGGCUUCACAAGAACUUUCCCAACAACUGUCAUUUCUGGGAAACAUACAGUGGAGUCACUCUCUGUGUCCACUCCACCUAA